UGAGAAGCUUUUAAAUUUUAUUUGUUAUGCCAGUGAUUAUACUAUUUGAUAAGCUCAAAAACGUCGCGGGAAAUUCCUACUAACAAAGACACCUUCAUAUAUAAUGAUCUCUCUUGGAAACCAUCAGCGACAAUACGCUUUUAUACACACACAUACAUUCCUCUGUCCAUCUUCUUUCCUCAUUUUCAACUCAUGAGUGCACCACCGUCAACUUUCCGCAAAAUUCAAGCCGUUGAGAUUGGCAACAACUACCGUAAAGUAACCCAAGUCGUCACUGUGCCGUACAAUAGCUUAACGGACGACCUAAAACCAAACCAAGUUAUUGUCAAGAACUUGUAUCUGGGUAUUAACGCUUCUGACGUGAAUUAUACUAAUGCUAAAUAUGUGCCUGGUAUCAAGCCUCCAUUUGACGUUGGGUUUGAGUCCAUGGGACAAAUUAUACAAGCUGGCUCUUUGGUGCCCAAAGAAGCUGUCGGUAGUCAUGUGCUUGUUUCUCAAUAUGGUGCUUAUGCAGAAUAUAUGUCUGUCCCCUACACAAGUGUGAUCCCAGUCCCGGGUAACAAAAUCGAAUAUAUGGCUUUGCGCUCAUCCGGUCUCACGUCUUCCAUUGCACUUGAAGAAAUGGGUCGUAUGACGACUGGCGAAACUGUAUUGGUCACGGCUGCUGCUGGCGGUGCUGGUCAAAUUGCCGUUCAACUUGCCAAAUUGGCUGGUAACCAUGUCAUUGGCACUUGCUCGAGUGAUGAUAAGGUUGUUAUGCUCAAGUCUUUAGGUUGUGAUCGAGUGAUCAAUUACAAAAAGGAAGAUUUCAAGACGGUCCUGAAGAAAGAAUACCCCAAGGGCGUGGAUAUCGUCUUUGAAAGUGUCGGUGGAUCGUUCUUUACUACUUGCUUGAACAGUUUGGCUGUCAAGGGCCGAUUAAUUGUGAUCGGCAUGGUUUCCACCUACUCGGGCGCAUCCGGUAUGCAGGGUGACAAGGUAGAUACGCUCAAGCUGUUGGGCAAGUCGCGUACAGUAGCCGGCUUUUUCGUUCCCGACUAUCUCCAUCUAUAUCCCUCGCAUAUGCAGAAACUAGUCAAAUUGUUCCAGGAAGGCAAAUUGAAGGUUGAAAUUGAUUCUGCUGGUUUGGAUGGUAUUGAGCAUGUUGUGGAUGGCGUCGAGUAUCUGCAUUCGGGUAAUAACAAGGGCAAGGUGGUGAUACCCUUGCUUCCUGUCAAUCACUCCAAGAUUUAACCAAUGUAGUAAUAAUAAAGUUAUAUAACUUUUGGCCAGUGAUUUUGGUCAGAUGAUUUCAUUUGUAUAUACAAUGUUGAGAUUCAUUUGUUUGAUUUCAUUAGAGGAAAAGAG
Messenger RNA from Zychaea mexicana, 1347 nucleotides. RefSeq names its product zinc-binding alcohol dehydrogenase domain-containing protein 2-like protein. The transcript is spliced from 6 exons. The record is from RefSeq and is a predicted model, not a curated record. Gene Ontology annotation, cellular component: mitochondrion. The coding region runs from base 193 to 1233 and encodes 346 amino acids. Lineage: Eukaryota; Fungi; Mucoromycota; Mucoromycetes; Mucorales; Lichtheimiaceae. Gene Ontology annotation, molecular function: oxidoreductase activity; zinc ion binding.